Messenger RNA from Trypanosoma cruzi, 1064 nucleotides. RefSeq names its product mucin-associated surface protein (MASP), putative. The annotation marks the transcript as partial. The transcript has a single exon. NCBI's taxonomy places the organism in Eukaryota, Euglenozoa, Kinetoplastea, Trypanosomatida, Trypanosomatidae. The record is from RefSeq and is a predicted model, not a curated record.
AUGGCGAUGAUGACUGGCUGUGUGCUGCUGGUGUGUGCCCUCUGCGUGCUGUGGUGCGGUGCCAGCGGGGCUGAUGCGAGUAAUCUCGACAACGACGCAGUUGGUGGCUGCAUGGCGUCGUGGGUGUUGAAUACGAAUAAAUCGUAUACGCCGAGCGGAUGUGACAGAACUGCGCUGACGCUGCCUUUACGAUCUGUCUUGUCCAUCACUGCCGUUGAGGCUUCGACUGACCCAUUGGUGACUGGUACAGCGGAAAAUAAAUCGGAUUUAGCUCCAAAUUCAUGUGCUGAUUUCGGUUGUGCCGGUUUCCCUCCUGGUCGCGGAGACGAAGGUGGAGGCGAUAGAGACGACGGUGCUGGCGGUCCUGUUGGCGUUGGAGGUGCCAGUGGCAGUCAAGCUCGUGGCAGCAACGCUUCUGUUGGCGGUGGUGGUGGUUCAAAUGGAGGUUCUAAAGCACUUGUUGGUGGCUCUUUGAAGUCCCCUGCUUCGGAUGUCAAGUCCCCAUCUCCUGUUCUCGGUGAUGGUGGCAGUUCUCCUGGGGCUCCUGCAGGAAGUGUAGGUUCUGACGGAAGCAAAGUUUUCAUUUUUGGCUCCUUUUCUUCUGGUGGUCGCAGUCAGCCUGAUGUUGACAGUCCAGGUGGUGAUGCAUCUUUGAGCGCUCCUGUUGCUGGUGGUAAUUCCCCACCCUCCAUCACCGACGAGAGUGAUGCGUUGGAGAAGACCGGCGCUGCGGCAUCCACAAAGGGAAGGAAACCCCAAGAAGCAGGUGAGCAGUCAGGAGCAAGUCGUGCACGGAACGAAUUGCCCAAAUUGUCGGCACCAGCGGAGUCAACACCCGAAGCACAAGAAGACUCUCCCAAUAAACAAGAAAAACCAAAAAAUGAAGCUGCUGGUAGGGCCGCAACUGGAAACGAGAAACGGCGGAUUGACGCGGAGGCACAAGGUCCUUCCACCGUGAUGUCCACCGCCAGCGCCAGCAACGGUAGGAGAACAACCAACAGCAGUGGCAGUUCCGGCAGGAGGAAGCCCAACAGCACAAACAGACUCGCAAAAUUUGACAGAAG